Molecule: messenger RNA, 1214 nt
Organism: Tauraco erythrolophus (red-crested turaco)
Lineage: Eukaryota; Metazoa; Chordata; Aves; Musophagiformes; Musophagidae
Source: RefSeq, a predicted model, not a curated record
GGAACCGUGGUUGGAACGGAAAGCUGAGCAGCUGAACGCUUUAUCGAAGGCCUGCGUGUAGACCGUAAUGCUUGAAUGAACGCAGAAUGAAAAUGCUUCCUGGAGUGGGCGUGUUUGGAACUGGCAGCACCGCCCGGGUACUGGUACCCCUGCUGAGAGCAGAAGGCUUCUCCAUCGAAGCGCUUUGGGGGAAGACUGAAGAGGAAGCCAGACAGCUGGCAGAGGAAAUGAACAUCCCCUUCUACACGAGUCGGACGGACGAUGUCUUGCUUCACCAGGACGUAGAUUUGGUUUGCAUCAAUAUCCCUCCACCGCUAACUCGGCAAAUUGCUGUGAAGGCUCUAGGAAUAGGGAAGAACGUGAUCUGUGAGAAAGCCGCUACCUCUGUGGAUGCCUUCAGGAUGGUCACAGCCGCCAGGUAUUACCCCAAGCUGAUGAGCAUCGUUGGCAAUGUUCUCCGUUUCCUGCCCGCCUUUGUGAAGAUGAAGCAGUUGAUAGAAGAACACUACGUGGGCAGCGUGAUGAUCUGUGACGUACGAGUUUAUGGGGGCAGCCUGCUGAGCCACAAGUACAACUGGAUCUGCGAUGAGCUGAUGGGAGGAGGUGGCCUGCAUACAAUGGGAACCUACAUCAUCGACCUCCUCACUCACCUCAUCAGCAGGAGGGCAGAGAAGGUCCAUGGUUUGCUCAAGACUUUUGUGAAGCAGAACAUGGCUAUAAGCGGGAUCCGCCACGUCACCAGCGAUGACUUCUGCUUUUUCCAGAUGUUGAUGAGCGAGGGUGUCUGUUGCACUGUGACUCUCAACUUCAACAUGCCUGGAUCGUUCAUCCAUGAAGUCAUGGUUGUUGGCUCUGCUGGUCGCCUCAUAGCUCGCGGGACGGACUUGUACGGGCAGAAAAACACCGCGCUCCAAGAAGAACUGCUGCUUACAGACUCUCUGACUGUCAACAAGGGCCUUUUAGACAAGGGGUUUAAAGACAUCCCGCUGCUUUACCUAAAAGGAAUGGUGUACAUGGUGCAAGCGCUGCGGCAGUCUUUCCAAGACCAGGAAGACCGUCGGACGUGGGACCAUAAACCUGUCUCCAUGGCAGCCUCUUUCGAAGACGGUCUGUACAUGCAGAGCGUAGUAGAGGCCAUCAAGAAGUCCAGCAGGUCGGGGGAGUGGGAGGCUGUGGAGGUGAUGACUGAGGAACCAGAUGCCAAUCAAAACCUC